Molecule: messenger RNA, 1365 nt
Organism: Lasiodiplodia theobromae
Lineage: Eukaryota; Fungi; Ascomycota; Dothideomycetes; Botryosphaeriales; Botryosphaeriaceae
Product: Nucleotide-sugar transporter
Exons: 3
Coding region: 1-1365 (454 amino acids)
Biological process (GO): pyrimidine nucleotide-sugar transmembrane transport
Cellular component (GO): intracellular membrane-bounded organelle; Golgi membrane
Molecular function (GO): pyrimidine nucleotide-sugar transmembrane transporter activity
Source: RefSeq, a predicted model, not a curated record
AUGGCUUCCCGAGCUAUCAUACCCUUCCUGGUCGGCAUGAUGCUGCUGACCGGCGUCUGCAACACACUCCUUACCAAAUACCAAGACCAACAAUGUGUGCGCAACUGCGACGGGAAACAUCCCCAGUACUUCGAGCAGCCCGUCGUACAGACUGCCCAGAUGUUUAUCGGCGAGAUGGGCUGCUGGCUUGUGGUCGGCGGCUUCUCCCUCUUCAAAUACUUCGCCUCCAAGCGAUCCGUCGAAGCCGGUGGCUACGAAUCCGUUCCCCGCGAGUCCACCGAUUCGCCUGCGCCUCCCUCGGCUGCCGACAUCGAAGCCGCGGCCGAUACACCUGACACUGCGAGCUCUGAUAUCCCCGUUGCCAACCCGCUCAAGCCGGCGCACGAAGACCAUUCGCGCACCCCUUUGACCGGCUGGAAGGUGCUAUACUUGGCUCUCCCUGCCAUUUGCGAUAUUGCGGGUACAACUCUCAUGAACGUGGGUCUGCUGUUUGUCGCAGCCAGUAUCUACCAGAUGACUCGCGGUGCGCUGGUUCUCUUUGUCGGCCUUUUCAGCGUCCUGUUCCUGAAGCGUCACCUCGCUCUCUACAAGUGGGUGUCUUUGUUCAUCGUCGUGGCCGGUGUCGCUGUCGUCGGCCUGGCCGGUGCUAUCGCGAAGGAGUCGGCCCAUGGAGCCAGCAUUAUGCCCGAGGGUCAGACUCCCAUCGGCGACAAGUACGCUUUCUCCGGCACUAUCCUCGUGCGCAGCGCAGCAAAUGAGGUCAAGGCCAUGGCUACUCCGGUUGCAGUGCGCACCGUUAUCGGUGUCCUGCUCAUUGCCGGCGCCCAGAUCUUCACGGCCACUCAGUUCGUGCUCGAGGAGAGCAUCAUGGAGAACUAUGAGCUCGAGCCGCUGAAGGUUGUCGGCUGGGAGGGCAUCUUUGGAUUCAUCGUGACCGUCAUUGUCAUGGUCGUCAUGCAUUUCGCCGUCGGCAGGACCAAGGCUGGACGAUAUGGAUACUUCGACGCCAGGGAGGGUCUGCACCAGAUCACUCACUUCCCUGCCAUUGCGAUCAGCAGCAUCCUCAUCAUGUUCAGCAUUGGGGGUUUCAACUUCUUUGGUCUCUCGGUCACGCGCUCUGUCUCCGCUACCGCACGUGCGACCAUCGACACUUGCCGUACUCUCUUCAUCUGGAUUGUCUCCCUUGGCCUCGGCUGGGAGUCCUUCAAGUGGCUGCAAGUGCUUGGAUUUGCCAUGCUUGUUUACGGCACCUUCCUGUUCAAUGAUAUCGUUCGCCCCCCGCUCAAGGCAUACUUGGAGUGGAAGAGGAAGAAGAGGUCCGGUAUGGAUGAGCUACUGCCCGAGGGUCCCAUCGAGCACAUCUAA